AUGAGCAACAUGGUGUGGGUUUUUCUUUGCCUGGUUUUCUUGGAAACUCAUCUGGUCACGGGAAGGGGAAUAGCUGUGCAAGAAAAGGCAGAUGCAGCAAUUCCAGUCACAACUCUGUCACCCCCAGAAGGCAACACAACUUUUCUUGAUGGCACAACAUGGUGUGUGGCUCUUCCCGGCGUUUCCCAAGCUGAUUUGCAGAAUGCUCUAGACUGGGCUUGUGGCCUUGGAAUGGCUGAUUGUACUGCCAUCCAAGGAGGAGGACCAUGCUAUGAUCCAGACACUCUGGUGUCUCAUGCAUCAUAUGCAUUCAACAGCUACUAUCAACAAAAUGGGAAUUCUGAUGUUGCCUGCAAUUUUGGUGGAACUGCCACUCUCACUAGGAAAAACCCUAGUUAUGGGAAGUGUAACUAUGCUAAAUCUGGAUCUGCUGCUUCUUCAAAUGCAGCUCCAAUGGGAAAGCAUAAUCCGAGUUUCAAGUGGUGGAAACUUGCUGUUCUGAUACUGCUUUUAUAUUAUGGGAGGUGAUGAAAUUGGUAUUCUCGAAACUUUUUAGGAAAAA
Messenger RNA from Neltuma alba, 562 nucleotides. Its product is annotated as glucan endo-1,3-beta-glucosidase 13-like. The record is from RefSeq and is a predicted model, not a curated record. NCBI's taxonomy places the organism in Eukaryota, Viridiplantae, Streptophyta, Magnoliopsida, Fabales, Fabaceae. Bases 1 to 528 code for a protein of 175 amino acids. The transcript is spliced from 4 exons.